This is a messenger RNA of Castor canadensis (American beaver), 522 nucleotides long. The record is from RefSeq and is a predicted model, not a curated record. NCBI's taxonomy places the organism in Eukaryota, Metazoa, Chordata, Mammalia, Rodentia, Castoridae.
AUGUCUUGUGUGGACAAAGACACCCACAGGCUGUCCAACAGUGGGACAACCCUCUACACAGUGUUGGAGCUUAAGAAGGGUGCCUCACCUGAAGACAUCAAAAAGGCCUACAGGAGACUGGCCUUGCAGUAUCAUCCAGACAAGAAUCCAGGGAACCCUCAAGCAGCAGAAUUCUUCAAAGAGAUCAACGCAGCCCAUUCUGUGCUAAGUGAUUCUAAGAAGCGGAAAAUCUAUGACCAGCAUGGCUCAUUGGGAAUAUACGUAUAUGAUAAUUUUGGCGAAGAAGGUGUCACAUACUAUUUUAUAAUGCAGAAUUGUUGGUUCAAGACACUUGUCAUACUUUGUACACUGCUAACUUGCUGUUGUUGUUGCUGCUGCUGCUGCUAUUGCUGUGGAACACUUAAACCACCUCCUGAGGAGUUGAAUAACGAUUAUCAACAAAAUGUCCAUACUCAACCUCCAAAGUCAGGUGCUGGUUCCAGUGAGGGUUCCCUCUGCUGCCCAGUCCACUGGACACGUUGA